Astyanax mexicanus (Mexican tetra) is the source of this 935-nucleotide messenger RNA. RefSeq names its product interferon-induced protein 44-like. Bases 4 to 870 code for a protein of 288 amino acids. The record is from RefSeq and is a predicted model, not a curated record. The transcript is spliced from 7 exons. NCBI's taxonomy places the organism in Eukaryota, Metazoa, Chordata, Actinopteri, Characiformes, Acestrorhamphidae.
ACAAUGGGAAAAUCUUGGUCUAAAUCGUCUACUCCUCCUCCUCCUACUCCAGACUUUGAUCCACCGUGGAGGAAAGUGGAAUGGACCCACAAGGAGCUACUGAUAAAUCAGUUAAAAUCCAUUCAGCUGAACCAUCCAGAGCUCCAGAAUCUGAGAAUCCUGCUCCAUGGACCAGUAGGAGCGGGAAAAUCCUGCUUCAUAAACUCUGUGAUGAGCGCCUUCCAUGGUGAAGUUGUAACCAUGGCACGUGAACAAGCGAAUGCAAAAAAAAGCUGCACAAAAACUUACAAAGCAUACCAAAUUACCACCAAGGACAAUGAGAAUCUGCCAUUCAUCUUCAAUGACGUUAUGGGCCUGGAAGCAACAGAAGAAGAUGGAAUGCAUCCUGACGAUGUUGUUAAUGCGUUGCUGGGCCACAUAAGGGAAGACUACCAGUUUAACCCGACUUGCCCUAUAAGUGAAAAGGACCCAAGCUUCAUAAGGGAACCCAGUCUACAGGACAAAGUUCACUGUCUGGUGAGUGUGGUGUCUGCAAGCUCCAUCUCCCGAAUGGAAAAGGAUGUUAUCAACAAGAUGGGAAUUGCUAGGGAAAAAGCCAACACUCUAGACAUCCCUCAUGUGGUGAUCAUGACGAAGGUAGAUGAUGACGUCUGUCCACUGGUUAAGAAAGAUCUACAAAAGAUCUACAUGAGCAAGAAAAUCAAAGAUAAGAUGCAGGCCUGCAGCAAUGACCUCGGCCCACCCAUGAAACUGAUCUUCCCUGUGAGCAACUAUUACGAGGAGAAUGAAACAAAUGACACCAAAGAUGUUUUGAUUCUAUUGGCAUUAGUGGAAAUUGCAAAAAUUGCUAGGCGUUGUGUUAGACAUUGAGUGACCUGUGACCAAUCAGUGACCUUACUUACAUACAUACAAUGUCCAAACUCUUGAAAAUGACU